UGUGCUGCUGACUGUACAAUCUGUCUUCAACUGGAGUGCUGCUGCCUGCUACGUCAGGCACUAUGCGACAUUUUCUUUGACAAUGGAAUAGCUAGGUAAUGUGAAAGAAAAAUGUAUACGUUGUUGAUACAUUGAUGCAAUGUUUACCUGGACAAGUCAUCGCGCACUAUUGUAUCAUCAGACUAUUUGUGCUUCUGUAGCGGAUAUUCUCGGUGAAUGAUUUCAGGAAUAUAUCCUACCAUGCAGCCGGAAGGAACAUUUACAUUUGCAAGGUUUAGAGGAUAGAGCACAAUGGCCAGUCCAGCACCAGCAUGCUGCAAUACCCCUCCAUGUCCAGAUGGGGGAGCGGCGGUGGCCCAAAAGACAAAGCACUUCAUCACGGACGACUGUGAGCUGAGCAAGGAAGAGCUGGAUGGCCUCAUGAGGGAAGGAGAGGAAAGUCGUCCCUUCCUGGUGGUCCAUCAUCUGCUUGAUGUGAAGGAGGCAGGUGUGCCUGUGUUACUGCCUGGGACUCCAGUCAUCUGCAGAGUGGACAGCACCGAGAGAUACACUACGCGCUCCAAGGUCCGUGUGUGCACUCUGUACACUGUGAAGCUGACCCAUGGCAAGUUCACCUGGACGGUUAAAAGGAAGUACAAGCACUUCCAGGAGCUGCACCGUGACCUCUACAAGCACAAGAUGAUGGCCCACUUCCUGCCUCUGGGAAGAUUUGCAGCCCAGAGAGCACAACUGAGGGCUAUGACAGAGGAGAUGCCAAGUCUACACGGGACUGAGAGAAUGAGACGAACUUCCAGCAAACCGAAAUACCUUGAGGAAUACCUAAACGGCCUUCUGGAGAAUUCCUUUUGUAAGAACUAUCACGGCAUGCUGGAAUUCCUUGAUGUCAGUGCUCUCUCCUUUGUCAGUGAGCUUGGACCCAAAGGCCUGGAGGGUUCCAUCUUCAAAAGGUCAGGAGGUCACCGUAUCCAGGGGUUGAACUGUAUUGGUCAUCACCAGUUCUGCUUUCGCUGGUCAAAGCGCUGGCUGGUGGUCAAGGACUCCUUCCUGCUCUAUAUGAACCGGGAAAAUGGGGUCGUCUGCUUCGUACUGGUCUUUGACCCGGAGUUCAAAGUUCAAGUGGGUCGUGCAUAUACUGACACCAAGUAUGGGGUUUGCAUUCAGAACUUCACCAGGAAUCUGGUCAUCAAAUGUAACAGCUACAGACAGGCUCACUGGUGGAGCCAUGAGAUCAAUAGGCUGGCUGAGCCCUGUGAAUUCCUCCAGGUCCAACGCUUUGGGGGCUUUGCCCCGCCACGGGAGAACACACUCACUAAAUGGUAUGUAAAUGGAAGUGGCUACUUUGCAGACCUGGCUGAUGCUCUGGAGCAGGCCAAGGAGGAGAUCUUCAUCACAGACUGGUGGCUCAGCCCAGAGGUUUUCCUGAAGAGGCCAGCUACAGACACAUACUGGCGCCUGGACCAGAUCCUCAAACGCAAAGCAGAACAAGGUGUCAAAGUAUGUGUGCUCCUGUACAAGGAGGUGGAAAUGGCCCUGGGCAUCAACAGUGGCCACAGCAAGAGGACACUGAUGGACAUGCACCCCAACAUCAAGGUGAUGCGACACCCCAACCACAUGUCCGCGGUGGUGUUUCUGUGGGCCCAUCAUGAGAAGAUGGUGGCCAUUGACCAAUCAGUGGCUUUUGUGGGAGGCUUGGACCUGGCCUUUGGGAGGUGGGACGACAGUCAGUACCGGUUGACUGAUACGGAGACAACCAAUCAUAUCUCUGAAGAAGAACCAAAGGCUCCACUGGCUGAGCCAGAAGCAGCUGAUUCGGGUGACCAGGUGGAUGGGUCAGACUUCGCCCAGGAUCCAAAGCCUACAGAGCCAGAGGAGGUCAAGGAGGUCAACCAUGUGGACCUGAAGAACAACACCCAGUUGUGGCUUGGCAAGGACUACAGCAACUUCAUCAGGAAGGACUGGGUCCAACUGGACCGCCCAUUCGAAGACAACAUUGACCGCACUGAGGUGCCCCGUAUGCCGUGGCGUGACUUGUCUGCUGCACUCCACGGCAAAGCUGCCAGGGAUGUGGCCCGCCACUUCAUCCAGCGCUGGAACUUUGCCAAGAUCUUUAAGUACAAGAACAUCCGAGGCAAGUUCUUCCCUUGCCUUCUGCCCAAGUCUCACAGUACUGCUGAUACACUGCCAUUCACUGUGCCUGGCUCCGGGAAGGCCUCUGUGCAGGUGUUGCGUUCUGUGGAUCGCUGGUCAGCCGGCACUUGUGAGAGCUCUAUCCUCAAUGCCUACAUUCAUACCAUCGAGAACAGCGAACACUACAUCUACAUCAAGAACCAGUUCUUCAUCAGCUGUGCUGACGGGAAGAACGUGCACAAUGGCAUUGGUGACGCGAUCGUGAAGAGGAUCCUACGUGCACACAGUGAGCAGAAGAAAUACAGGGUGUUUGUGGUGGUGCCCCUGCUGCCUGGGUUUGAAGGAGACAUCAGUGAGGGAGGUGGGAAUGCCAUCCAAGCUAUACUACACUUCACUUACAGGACCAUGUGCCGUGGAGAGUACUCCAUACUGAUGAGAUUGAGAGAACUUGAGAACCAGUGGAGCAAGUACAUCACCCUGUGUGGCCUGCGCACGCACUCCCAGAUCUCCCAGUCCCUGGUCACAGAGCUCAUCUACGUACACAGCAAGACCCUCAUAGCUGAUGACCGCCGCUACAUCAUCGGCUCGGCCAACAUCAAUGACCGCAGUAUGCUGGGCAGCCGGGACAGUGAGCUGGCUUUGAUGGUGGAGGAUGAGGAGAGGGUCCCCUCCAUAAUGGGAGGAGAGGAGUACCAGGCCGGACCCCUCACUUUGGCACUGCGCAAAGAGUGUUUCAGGGUGCUUUUAGGAGCUGAUUCUGACCCCAAGAUCGAUAUCGAUGACCCAAUCAGCGACUGUUUUUUCUUGUUGGGAUGGAACGCGGCGGCAAAACUGAAUGCUAAGAUUUAUGACAAGGUCUUCCGCUGCCUCCCCUGCAACUCUGUCCACAGCAUGAGGGAGCUGAAGGAGCAUUCAGGCCUGGAGCGCCUGUGUGACACAGACCCUCAGCAGGCUAAAGAGGAGCUGGAGGCCGUCAGGGGGCUACUGGUCCACUUCCCCCUCAACUUCCUGUCAGAGGAGAGUCUGCUCCCCCCACUGGGCAGCAAAGAGGGCAUGGCUCCUACGGGACUCUGGACAUAAGAGUACCAGGCUACCAGCCACAAGAGCCAGGAUGACACUGAAAUAUCCCAGCACAGAAGGGGAGCGCUUUAUAGAUUUUAUCACCUUUGCCAGAUACCACUCCAUUAUUAAUAAAAAGAUUGGAACAAAAUGUAUUCUAAACUGACCUAGCUCAAAAACACUAACUGAUGUGUCUAUGAAGAAUGCAAUUAGAUGCAAGGUAUUUACAUACUGUAGCUGUUGAUACAGAGUGGAUUUUAACUCUGUUAAAACGGUCAAACAUUUCAAAACAAACCAGAUGAUAAUGUAUCCCAGGGUUCCCCAAUUGGCGGCCCACAGGCAAUUUUAUUUGGCCCCCCAUGUUUUCUGAGCAAAUAAAUCAAUUAAAAAUAUAUUUUUUGUGGACACAAAAGACUGUAAAAACACCAGCAAAUCAGCUCAGUGAUUUUAAUUUUGGAAAUCUGUUCCAAGGUAUUCCCACACAUAAUGGAGAAAUAUCCACAGUGUAUAAAACAUUAGGAACACCUGCUCUUUCCAUGACAGACUGACCAGGUGAAAGCUAUAAUCCCUUAUUGAUGUCACUUGUUAAAUCCAUUUCAAUCAGUGUAGAUGAAGGGGAGGAGGCAGAUUUAAAGGAGGAUUUUUAAGCCUUGAGACAUAGAUUGUGUGUACCAUUCAGAGGGGGAAUGGGCAAAUGCCUUUGAACGGGGUAUGAUAGGGGCCAGGCGCACCGGUUUGAGUGUGUCAAGAACAGCAAAGCUGCUGGUUUUUUGAUGUUCAACAGUUUCCUGUGUGUAUCAAUAAUGGCGUCCAGCCAACUUGACACAACUGGGAAGCAUUGGAGUCAACAUGGGCCAGCAUCCCUGUGGAACACUUUCGACACCUUGUAGAGUCCAUGCCCCGAUGAAUUGAGGCUUUUCUGAGGGGCAAAAGGGGGUGCAACUCAAUAUUGGGAAUGUGUUCCUAAUGUUUUGUGCACUCAGUGUAUGUGAUUGUAUACAAAUGUAGGCAAGGUUUAAAAUGAUUAUGUUUUUGUCUAAUGUUAUAUCUGUUUGGGCAUCUUGUGGUCAAUUUGCUGUCUACAAAUUAUUUUGAAUUAUGUUCCGGCCCCCUGAUCAUCCACUCAAGAAAAGAACGGCCCGUGGCUGAAUUUAGUUUAUCCCUGAUGUAUACUAACGCAUUUUAAGCCUUUUCUGUGCUCCAAGUGACUUUGAGACAUGGCUAUUUGAAGGAUUACCACUGUUUUAAUGUCACAUGUUCAUUUUUAUAAGGUUGAAUCAUUGCCACACUCAACUGACCAAAUGUGUUUGUUAAUAUAAUACUGAACCUGAGUAUUUCCUUUUUUUAAAGGUCUUAGGUACGAGUCUGCCAAUACAUAACAUAACAGGAACAGAAUGCCACUGUAUGAGGCAGGAGGAGGAAUGGAGAUCAGAAGUCAAGAGUCUCAGAUGAUUUAGGAACAUUGCGUACAUUUAUUGUUGCAAGGUUGUGGGUGGAUAGCUCCUCUCUCUGUCUCUCUCAGCCUCUCUCUCCCCUUGCCUCUUUCUCUCUCUGCUUCUCGCUUCCACUCUCCAUGCAGUGCCAGCAAAUUUGUCAGAACAUUUGUGGUUGUUAUGGUGACGGUUAUAAAGAGCUGACUAGAUUGUGGCCGAAAGAGGGAAGGACAGAUGAGCGAUAGUCUGAAUCAGACAGAGGUAUAUGACAAAAUGGAAGACGAGGUGGCCUAGCAAAUUCUGUAAAAGGAGGGUCAUUGGAUUUGCAAGAUAGGCAAUGACAAAAGAGGAAGACCAAGGACCAUAUGAGGGGCAUGGGGCGAAUAGAGGGGAAUGAGAGAAAUAUAUUCAGGGGGUGCUCCUGGCGUGCUUUAAUUGUUGCGUCUUUUUGUCGUCACCAUGGCAACCAAGUGAAUUAUUGUUACUAACUUACCCUGUUGGCAGUGGUCCAGAACAUUCCACUAUAUUUCGAAAAAGGGGAGCAAAGAAAAAAAUGUUUUUGUAGAGCACAGUUUCUAAUCUUGGAUGGGAUGAGUCAUUUUUUGACAGUUUUAAUCAAGGAAAAGGUGACUAACUGAAAUAGUAACAUUUAUUUAGUGAUACUGCUUAUACCACCACCACUACUACAGGUGCUUUUAGCAACUCGGGUGUGUUUACAUACACUAGCAUUGAUUUCAAUUGUAUUGGGUUGCACAAAAACAGUUGGUAGGAAGCCAGAAGUUAAAUACAAUUCUAUUUCAACUUACUGUGGAUAUGUGUAGGAUAGUUGGUAAUUAUUACAGGGGGAAAUUGAGACAAAAUAUCUAAAGUAUUGUAUUAUUAAACAGACUUUCCAAAUGAGGGUCUGUUGUAGACCCACUUCCUCUCUGCUUACCUCAUGUCAAAAGAAAAGUCCACAACGAAUUAUUCAUUUUUUUGUCCACAUAUGGAGCAUGUGCAGGACUUUUUAAUUUUGACAUGAGGUAAGCAGAGAGGAAGUGGGUCUACAACAGACCCACAUUUGGAAAGUCUGUUUACUAAUACAACACUUUAGAUAUUUUGUCUCAAAUCCCCCUCUCAUAAUGACCAACUGUCCUGCCCACUGGCACAGUAAGUUGAAAGGGAAUUGUAUUUAACUUCUGAAUUCCCACAUACUGUUUCUGUUAAUUAUAUUCAUCAUACUACUUUAUGUUGAAAGAAGGGGAGUUGUAGCUCUUUAACAUUUGAAUAACAUUUAUAUGACUUUAGUAUUUUCUACUUAUUUAUGUAGGCCUAACUUUCACUGUAUUUUAACAUUUUAAUGUGCAUUAAAUGUAUGUAUGCCUGCAACCUGGACUCAGGGGUAGACGUAACAUAGUAAUCGAAAAUCUGGGAUGCUCAAAUUAGUAUAUUUUACAUUUGGUAUGGAAUGCAUUAAUUUGUGGAUGUCCAUUUCAUAUGUUACGAAUUCCAAGUUGUUGUGGCUAACGUUAGCUAGGUGGCACCCACCCUCCUUUCAUAUUUGCUUUAUUAAGUUUCAUGUCUUAUGUAACCAUAUUAAACAUAACAUAUCCCAUAGGGCUGCGCACAAUUGGUCCCAGCAUCGUCUGGGUUUGGCCGUAAUUGUAAAUAAGAAUUUGUUCUUAACUGAUUUGCCUAGUAAAAUAAAUGUUAAAUUAAAUUUAGAAAAAUAUACUAGUUAAACGAGUGUCCCGGAUUUUCGUUUACUUUGUUACGUCUAGAUUACGAGACCAGCCGGAUCACUUAAUUAUUAGAAUAACUAGGUUAUAGUCGAUAGGCUUUUAUUUUUCAAAAUUGUCAUCUGUACGAAUGUAGCUAUCUUUUAACAUUUAAUAAAUAUUUUUAUAAGUUG
Oncorhynchus kisutch (coho salmon) is the source of this 6510-nucleotide messenger RNA. Its product is annotated as phospholipase D2. The record is from RefSeq and is a predicted model, not a curated record. The transcript is spliced from 24 exons. Gene Ontology annotation, cellular component: intracellular membrane-bounded organelle; plasma membrane region. Gene Ontology annotation, biological process: phospholipid catabolic process; intracellular signal transduction; regulation of vesicle-mediated transport. NCBI's taxonomy places the organism in Eukaryota, Metazoa, Chordata, Actinopteri, Salmoniformes, Salmonidae. Bases 292 to 3207 code for a protein of 971 amino acids. Gene Ontology annotation, molecular function: phosphatidylinositol binding; D-type glycerophospholipase activity.